Molecule: messenger RNA, 543 nt
Organism: Colletotrichum paranaense
Lineage: Eukaryota; Fungi; Ascomycota; Sordariomycetes; Glomerellales; Glomerellaceae
Exons: 3
Coding region: 1-543 (180 amino acids)
Source: RefSeq, a predicted model, not a curated record
AUGCUCAUCUCAACUUUGAUAGACUCAAAGUGGGAAUGGGAAGUUUUAGCAGUCACCGUGGCGUCCCAUCAGCCUCCCGUCGAGGAGGAACCAGAGUACCUGCCCUACCCAGCAACCAAACUCAUCAUCGCGCAGUACUGGAACUGCUCGCGCGACCCGCCGUUUUGGGGAUACCUCAUUGUCGGCACCUUUUUUGACCAGCACAACAACAUCGUCUGGAGCACUGAGAUUUUUGCUUUUCAGCGUGACACUCGCGGUGAUCGGAGACACGGCAACGACGAGGAGGGGCAGUUUGUCGAGCGGUCGGAUUCGGACUCAAAUACCAGCCAAGACUUGAACGACAGAUUUUCUCGCAGCCUUGUUCUCGCCCAGACCAAUAGCGCAUACCAUCAUCCGGCACACAUCCCGGCGUACGGAUACCAAAGACACCCGCACCAUCUCUGGGAUCCGUCACACGCAGGCCCCGUCCCCGGCACUUGGAUCACGGAAUUCAACCCCGUGCUCGGAAACUGGGUAAACACCUGGCAGCCAAACCACAACUGA